Messenger RNA from Paramecium tetraurelia, 1616 nucleotides. RefSeq lists its product as uncharacterized. The transcript has 2 exons. The record is from RefSeq and is a predicted model, not a curated record. Gene Ontology annotation, biological process: autophagy; protein autophosphorylation; autophagosome organization. Gene Ontology annotation, cellular component: cytoplasm; autophagosome. Lineage: Eukaryota; Ciliophora; Oligohymenophorea; Peniculida; Parameciidae. Gene Ontology annotation, molecular function: ATP binding; protein serine/threonine kinase activity.
AUGAACAGACAAGAAAUUAUGAAUAUGAAACCAGAAAAGAAGAUCUCUAAUUAUGGUUUCAGUCUAAAGGCAAUUUUGGGUAAAGGUUCUUAUGGAACAGUCUACUUCGGAAGAGACAUGACCAACUAACUUCCAGUAGCUCUUAAAGUGAUUGAUCAUUCUAAAACACAAAACUACACCUAGUUAUAUUCAUCUCUCCAAAAAGAAAUAGAAAUAAUGAAGAAGUUUAAGCAUCCUAACAUUGUUGAAUUAUAUGAGGUAUACUCUACAACAAAUAACACUUACCUGGUCUAAGAAUAUUGCAAUGGUCCUGAUUUAAAAUAGUAUUUAUCAGAAAAUAAGAUUUUGGAAGAAAAUCAAGCCAUCAAGAUGAUAAAGUAGAUAGCCAAUGGACUAAAAGAAAUAGUGAGCAGUAAUUUUAUUCAUCGAGAUCUUAAACCAGCCAAUAUCUUACUACAUGAUGGUUAAUGCAAAAUAGUAGAUUUUGGGUUCUCGAGACCCUUGCCCUCAGAGUGCGUAAUGGAAUCUCUAGUAGGUACUCCUCUCUACAUGGCACCUCAAAUCCUAACCAAAUAGCAAUACACCUCGAAAUGUGAUGUGUGGUCCUUGGGACUCAUAUUCUAUGAAAUGCUAUUUGGCACUCUACCAUGGAUGGCCACCAACUAUAUGGAGUUGAUCUACAGAAUUAAUAAUUGCAAAUUGACCUUCCCAAAGAAUGCCAAAAUCUCAAAAGAGUCCCUCAGCUUUAUUCAAGGAUGUUUACAUAAGGAUGAAAUCUAAAGGUUCAGCUGGAAUGAAGUCUUUCUACACCCUUUAAUCAAACCUUAAAUGAAAAUUCCCAUUGAUCCAGUAUUUAAUGAAAUCUAUAGUCCCAAAUUUUCAACUCAUCGAUAAAACCAUUCCACUGAUAAGUCUGCUCUUCCAACUCUUAGAGAAAGAAGCUGUUCUGGAAAGAAUCCACAAAAUAAACAACUUGAAUACAAAAGUGAAAUAAAAAUAGAGUAAAAAUAAGAAUUACCUCCUGCCAGUUCAAGUCAAUAAUCCACAGAAGGAGAAGAAAACACUAAAGUGGGGAAGUACUAUCUUCCUAAAUAAUAAGAUAAACUAAGAAGGACAAGAUCAUAAUUCGAGAAUAUUAAACCUAAUUAAACUGAAAUAAAUCCUAAAAGAUAGAUCUAAUAACCUUUGCCAUCAAAUGGCAAUCUAAUCAAAUAGGCAUUUCCAAGUAAAAAACGAAACCUUUUCGAUUUAUUUAAAAAAAAUAAUGUUUGCAAAUCGAAAUCAAAUUCUGAAGUAAUUAUUUAAUUGCUCGAUCUAAUUGCAUCAUUAGAAAAGGAAGUAAAAAAUUAAGAUAUCGAUUUGGAAGCCUUCCUUAGUAAAGAAAGAACUGCUAUUACAAAUGGCCACUAAAAUCAAGCUAUAAGAAUUAAAAUCGCUUAAUAAUAUCUUAGUAAGCUUGAAGGCCGGAAGAAAAAAAAAUUAGAAACCUUCAUUACUUUAUUACAGAAGGAUCUAGAGACUGAAGAAAGCACUUUUAACUAACCAAUAUAAAAUAAAGUAGUAUCACCAUUAUAGUUUUAACCUUGAGUCAAUUUUGAUUUUAAUUAACUACAUAU